AGUAGACAGGCAGGGACAAUGGACCAGCAGGGACAUUAAGUUAAAUUCGAUGAGGACAGGCUGCACUUGAGAAAGAGGAACCCCCUGUGGCACUGCAAGCUGGGGCUUGGCUCUGCUGCACAGGCCCUGGGAGUCUGCAGGCAGUGUGCUGAACAGGAGCCAGCCGCCUCUCCUGGCAUCCUGGGCCCUUGUGGGGCAGGAGUUAUCUCCCUUUACUCAGCACUUGUUAGCCCGCAUCCAGAUACCGUGUCUGGUUUUGGGGCCCCCCAGUACAAGAUAGGUAUUGACAAACUGGUGCGAGUUCAGCAGAGGGGCUCCAAGAUGGUUGGAGGCUGGAGUGCUUGCCCUGUGAGGUGAGAGUGAGGGAACUGGUGCUGUUUCUCCUACUUACCACCUUCCUGCUGGACCGAGGCGAUAGAGCCACAGUCAGAAACCCAACUCCAGCCCAGUCACCAGCCAGAGGCACCUCUUCCCUUCCCUGUCCCUUUUCUGGCCCCAAUAGCGUACGUUCAGGUAGCACCAGCCUCUCCUUCCAGGGCCCUCCUGGCCGCUGUCACCUUAUCUGCUGCCUCCUUGCACGCUGCUGGCAGCAGCCAGGACCCCUUCCCCACCCGGAGCAGGAGGAACAGCAUCUGUUGCUUCUUGAUUGCUGCCUUGUCCUGCCUCCUGACCUAUAUAUAUGUGUGUUUGUGUGUGUGUGGCUGCAAGGGGUGGGCCCUAUGGCGUGGCUGCUUGUCAGAUGUGUAGUAAGCUGUUUUGCUGGCAGGAGAGGUGCCCCCAUCCCUGUGUGCUCGGAGGAUGUGGGUCUGGCCUCCAUCCCCAGUGCUGCCCUCUGCCCUGCCCUCUUUGCCUUUGGGAGUUUGGUCCCUGUGGGCUUGAAGGACCCUGCUCUCCGCCAGAUGCUUUUUCCACCAAACCAAAAAACAAAAGAACAGAUCGAAAGCUUGUUACAGAAUGGAAAGCAUAAAGAGUUACGGGAUCGGCUCUGCUGCAGGCUGACCUUUGGGACUGCCGGUCUUCGCUCUGCUAUGGGAGCAGGCUUUUGCUACAUUAACGAUCUUACGGUGAUCCAGUCAACACAGGGCAUCUACAAGUAUCUUGAGAGGUGUUUUUCAGACUUUAAGCAGAGAGGCUUUGUUGUUGGAUAUGACACACGAGGUCAGGUGACCAGCAACUGCAGCAGUAAGAAGCUUGCAAAGCUCACUGCAGCAGUCCUCCUGGCUAAAGAUGUACCUGUGUACUUCUUUUCCACGUAUGUCCCUACGCCAUUUGUGCCCUAUGCUGUGCAGCAGCUCAAAGCUGUGGCUGGUGUGAUGAUCACAGCAUCCCACAACCGGAAGGAGGACAACGGAUACAAGGUUUACUGGGAAAAUGGAGCACAGAUCACCUCUCCUCACGAUAAGGAAAUUAUAAAAUGUAUUGAAGAGUGUGUUGAACCAUGGAAUGGCUCAUGGAAUGAGAAUCUAGUAGACACCAGUCCCCUCAGACAGGAUCCUCUGAAGAAAAUCUGUGACUGUUACAUGGAGGAUCUGAAAAAGAUCUGUUAUCAUAGGGAGCUAAACGUGCAAACAAAUCUGAAGUUUGUUCAUACCUCGUUUCAUGGAGUUGGACACGACUAUGUGCAGCUGGCUUUCAAAGCGUUUGGCUUUCAGCCCCCCAUUCCAGUACCUGAACAAAAAGAUCCAGAUCCAGACUUCUCAACUGUCAAAUGCCCAAAUCCUGAAGAAGGAGAAUCUGUGCUGGAGUUGUCACUGAGGCUUGCAGAGAAAGAAAACGCUAAAGUAGUAGUGGCCACUGAUCCAGAUGCAGAUAGACUAGCAGUGGCAGAACAGCAGGAAAAUGGCUGCUGGAAGGUGUUCACUGGCAAUGAGCUAGCAGCUUUGUUUGGGUGGUGGAUGUUUUCUUGCUGGAAAGACAACUGCUCCGAAGAUGCUGAUGUGAAGAACGUUUACAUGUUAGCGACCACAGUCUCCUCGAAAAUUCUGAGGGCAAUUGCACUUAAAGAGGGUUUUCACUUUGAAGAGACACUCCCUGGUUUUAAAUGGAUUGGAAGUAGAGUAAAAGAUCUCCUGGAUAACGGAAAAGAAGUUCUCUUUGCUUUUGAAGAGUCUAUUGGCUUCAUGUGUGGCACUUCAGUCUUGGAUAAAGAUGGUGUAAGCGCAGCUGUGGUCACAGCUGAAAUGGCAACCUACCUGGAGGGCAAGAACCUAACACUAGCACAGAAACUCAUUGAGAUAUAUGAAACGUAUGGAUAUCACAUAUCAAAGACUUCCUAUUUCUUGUGCUAUGAUCCUCCUACUAUCAAAAGGAUAUUUGAGAAACUUCGGAACUUCGAUGCCCCUCAGUCUUAUCCAAAAUUUUGCGGUAUUUACAAUAUUUUACACGUACGAGAUAUUACCACUGGCUAUGAUAGCAGCCAGCCGAAUAAGAAAUCGGUGCUGCCCGUGAGUAAAAGCAGUCAGAUGAUCACUUUUACAUUUCAAAAUGGUUGUGUUGCCACCCUUCGGACAAGUGGAACAGAACCAAAGAUCAAGUACUACGCAGAGAUGUGCGCGCUGCCCGAACAGAGUGACAGAAGCGUGCUGGAAGAAGAACUUCAGAAGCUUAUUGAAGCUUUGAUUGAGAAUUUUCUUGAACCUGAUAAGAAUGGACUGAUCUGGCGCUCUGCUUAGGUCUCCUGUAACUGGUGGUGAAAGAAGUGACCGCCUGCACUGCGUCAUGUGAAACAAAGGAACCAAGAACAGAACUCAGUUUAAUACGUGUGCGUGUGUGUGUUAAACAAACAGCUACAUUUUUAUUCUAUAAAGAAGAAGCAUUCUUUUGUCAGGCUUUUCACCAAAGUCUGGGCUAGAAAACUGGGAUAAGGAGAGGAAGUGAGAGAAAAGGACAGAAUUUAUUAUUACCAUUUCUGUCCUUUUGACCACAAACCUAAUUAACCCACACCAACGCAGAUGAACUGCCCUAGCGGGUUUAAGACAGCUGAUCUUACCCAGUAGAUCUUGUCUUAAACUAAUUUCAGGUACCUGAUACCUUUUGUGUGAAGAGGUUUUAAAAUCGGGUAGUCAGUGUUUGAAGGACGUGAUGGCUCCAAACUGACACAAAAGCCUGCUUCUUCCUCGCCGUUGUGUGUGACUGUAGGUAUCCUUGUUACAGGUCUUAAUUUCCAAAAAUGUUGAAGUAGAGUUCAGUGCUUAGCAUUUCUUGUUUAGGCAAGUUGUUCAAGAUGACAUUUUUCAGCUACUUAAAUAUCCUUCUGUUGUUAAAGGUGCUCUUGGUGCAUUGUAUCUUUCCCGUGUGCAUCUUAAAAUAUUUACUUGACAGUGAAACAAUAGUGGCAACACAUAAUUCCACUUGCAGGCUGGGUUUGGAAUUACAUAGUGCCUUUCCAAGGCUUCCAGGGGAGUAGAAACUUGUUCAUUCCUUGGUUCAAUUGCCCCUUCUACUGUAGCCUUUGUAACCAUUUUUUGUCCCACAUCCCUGAAGGGACUUAAGGUUUGGUUUUUUUUUUUUUUAAAGAAAUGUUUCAGAAAUUUAGUGACUUUUAAUGAAAAUUCCAGUUAGUGACUUUUUUUGGUUUGAUGGCUUGAAUUCAUACUGCCUGUACAUUAAAAAAAAAAAAAA
This is a messenger RNA of Egretta garzetta (little egret), 3621 nucleotides long. It is a transcript of the gene PGM2L1, whose product is annotated as phosphoglucomutase 2 like 1. Gene Ontology annotation, molecular function: intramolecular phosphotransferase activity; glucose-1,6-bisphosphate synthase activity. The transcript is spliced from 14 exons. The record is from RefSeq and is a predicted model, not a curated record. The coding region runs from base 720 to 2672 and encodes 650 amino acids. Lineage: Eukaryota; Metazoa; Chordata; Aves; Pelecaniformes; Ardeidae. Gene Ontology annotation, biological process: carbohydrate metabolic process.